Messenger RNA from Closterium sp. NIES-65, 996 nucleotides. Lineage: Eukaryota; Viridiplantae; Streptophyta; Zygnematophyceae; Desmidiales; Closteriaceae. The record is from the annotation of a GenBank genome assembly.
AUGUUGCAUGGGAGCACUUCAGAGGGUAGUUCCUCCUCUGCCCAGUCCAGCCGGCAGGUUGACGAGGCCGCUGCAUCCAGCGGGAAGGCGGGUCGCAGGCGCAAGCGUCCCGUUCAAGACGUCAUCGAGGGCUCUGCACAAGUGGAGGGGGAACCUGACGCACCCCCGGUGCCAUCAUCGGACGACGAUCCAAACAAGGUUCUCCCAAAUCAUAACCCACGCCGCACUCAAGACGAAGAUGGUGCGGAAGCCGACAACAAUACUGAGGCCGACGCAGAAGGGGACGACGCCUGCGCGGAAGGUGCUCCUAAUGACACACCAGUCACGCGCGAGGAGCUGCAUAGCAUGAGGGAGCUCCAUGAAGCCACGGCACGUGCGAUUGCAAGGCUGGAGACGGCGUUCCUUGCAAAACCAAAGGAAGACGGCAAAAAUAAGAAGAGGAGGAGGCGAAAGCGCGGCUCCGGCAAGGGAGAGCGCCGGAAGGCGCGGAGGGCACGCUCUACGUCCGAUACGGCGUCCGAUGAGGAGGGGGACUUCGACGACGAGGACGAGGGCCACCUUCGACACUCCACAUCUGCCAUUAUGCAGGAGGCGCUCGACCUCCUCCCGGCCGACAAACCCUGGAAGGCCCGCAUCGAGCUGUUCAUUAGGCACUCCAACUCGCAGCUGACGUUCUACCCCAGCAGCGCAGCCAAGACAUGGGCCAUCUGCGCGGUCGUGGAUAACCUGACAGAGAGCUACGCAAGCGUUGCUCUCGCUGCGUGCAAGGCACGUCGGAUCGACCUGAACAGGUCGUUCAGCGACUGGAAGACUGGUGCGGCAGGAAGAGUUCGCGACAUCUCGCUGCCUAAGAUUGGACUGUUUCGACACGACCGAGACAUGAAGAGUCCCUGGGCGAUACGGGCGAGGCGCACCCUGUCCCGAAUCCGAGAUAGGGUCGGCCUUGGAGACGUGCCUGCGGGUAAGGACGAGAGUGCAUUGCACAUGCAGAGGUAA